GUCACUGGGAAUGGUCUAACAACGUAACACGGGGCAGGAUUUUUAAGUAACUGGAUUAUUGGAUAUAUAACCGAAACAACACUGAAAAGGAUUUCUUGCUACAUCAGAGGCCACCCUCUGCCUGUGUCUUGCCUCUCAGGAUGUCCAGAAUGUUGUUGCUGUAGUGGAGAGGACAACCACCUUAGGAUCUGCAGACAGGGACACGGCCAGUUGAUCGUCAUGCCUCGUUUAAGUGUCAGUCCGAGCUCAAAGGCUAACUGUAGCCCUGCCUGGCUCAUCUGCGUGCUCCUGGGCCUCUCUGCUCUACACACACAUGCCAACGAUGCCCUUGCUGUACCCCAGCAGCUGAGCCUGUCAGCCAACAAGUAUUCACAGCAACUAUCCAUAUCCUGGCUGGGAGGAGCAGCCACAACCUUUGACCUCAUGAUUCUAAGAACUGAGCUCAGUGAAACUGUCUUCUAUGAAACAGUGUCUGUGGCUGUGAAUCAGGCAAGUGGUCGGCACCAGUGGAACUGGACCUCAGUUGAACCUCUGGAGUGUACCUCGCUUUCCAUCAAAAUCCGCUCAAGAGAUGGACAGACUACAAGUGAAUGGAGCAACACUGAGAUACUUCAAGGAAGCGACCUCCCCAGCAAUGAGAAAUUCCAGAUGUACCCCCAGGACAGAGUUGUACCCGUGGGGGCCAACACCACCUUCUGUUGCAUCGUAGAAGAGGGGGAGCUCUUUGGCACCAUCCUCUACAACAGCACAGUCAUGAACAUGACACGACUGAGUAGGCGAAGCUACGCCACUACUGUGUUUAAUCAGGGACCAUCGAGCAGUACGGGAACCAACGUCCUCUGUUACAACAGCCUGAAGACAAAGCUGACUGGAGCAGUGGUAUUUGUUGGAUAUCCACCACUGCCCAGUGAUUUUGAGUGCGAGACUCGUGACUUAACCUCAGCUGUGUGCAAGUGGAACGAAGGACGAGUCUCACACUUGUAUGGCAGACGAGGAACACGCUACUCAGUGAACAAGAGGCCACAGCAGAAGCAGAGAGAGUGUACUUUGGACCAGUGGGAGGGUAACUGGACACUGGUGGCUGUGAAUCCUCUUGGCCAAUACAGCCUCACAGACUAUGCUGAAAUCAGUCACAGAGUGCGUCCAGUAGCACCAGCUGACCUGAGUGCUGUUGUCCAUGCCUGGAAUGCCACUGUGCUCUGGCAGUGGAACUACAACAGCUACUCCUCCCUGGCUCUUGACUGCCAGGUAAAGCUUACCUCCCAUGGAUACAAAACAGAGUAUAACUUCUCUGGUGUGGGUCUUCGGUCGGUGGUUCUGUCAGACUUGUAUCCAAAUGAGGAUUACAGUGUCCAAGUCCACUGUGGUGCCCAGCAGAAUUUUUUCUGGAAGUGGGGAGACUGGUCCAAACCACUGUCCUUCAAAACCAGCACUACUGUUCCAGAUGCUCCUGAUGUGUGGCUGUGGAUAAACAGAGACAAUACUGGGCAGAUCAUUUGGAAGCCUCUGACUCGAAGACAGAGCCACGGUCAGAUCACAGGUUAUGAAGUCACUUUCUGGAGCCCUGAAGAAAAUCUACAGCACACAGAAAGCUUUUCACCAGAUACUUCUGCUGCUCCAAUCAACCUCACACAGCUCGCUGCCUUCAGCGGUGACAAGGUCAUAGCAACCGUCAUUGCAAAGAACAAUGAUGGGUUGUCUCAACCUGCAAAUUUGCUUAUACCUCUGCGUUUGACAGAUGUGAAGCCCGUUGCUGUGUCCAGGGCGGUUUAUAGCGACAGAGGUUUCCCUCUGUUGUGGCAGAGCGAUGCCAACGCCACCUGUGGUUAUGUGGUGGAAUGGCAUGAUGACUCCUGCAAAUGGAACUGUCCUCUGGAGUGGAUCAAGGUGGCUGCUGGAAACACCAAUACCUUAAUAAAAUCAGCCAACUUUCAGCCGGGUGUGAGGUACAACUUUUCCGUAUACAGCUGCUCCUCAGAGCCUGCAGAGCUGCUGCAGCGCUGGCAGGGAUACAUGCAGGAGCUGGUGCCAUCCAGUCCUGUCCCAUUGUCAGUCCAUCAGCGGGACUCUGAUAUUGUCCUCACCUGGGGCGAAAUCCCACUGGUCAACAGAAGAGGCUUCAUUUUGGGCUACAACGUUUACAUCAGUAAUGGCUCCCAGCUCACACUUUUAGGCAGUCUGUCAGACCCAGGAACCACGAACUAUGUAGUAAAAGGUUUCUCUGAGGGCUCCUAUAAAUUUACUGUCAAGGCCUACACCUCAGCGGGCGAGGACACAGGCGCCACCGCCUCCAUAACGCUGGAACCGUACACUGAUUGGCUGAUUGUAGAAAUCUUGACCUCUCUGGGAACCACAGCCUUAUUCCUGGCCAUUGUCACCUUCAUUUGCUUCAAGAAAAGAAAAUGGGUGAAAAAGGCAUUCUAUCCAGACAUACCAGAACCUAAGCUGCCCGGUGAUUGGUCCAGGACACAGGGACCUUUGGAUGUGAAGCCAUCUCCCCACAGUGUAGUCCAUAUUGUGGAAAAGCCAGAGUGGGAUUCCAGUAAAGAAAUGCUUGUCGUCAUUCCCGAAGAAGACGAGGAUGAAGAUGGGCAGGGGAUAGGAGACGAGCCAGUUGACACAGAUGAGCCAGCAUCGUUGCGCUAUUACAACCAAGUGGUAGAUGAGCGGCCCAUAAGACCACGUUUCCCAGACUCCUCUGCUUCUUCUGCGUCUUCUUUGGAUUCAGCACGCACAGAUGUGACAUACACAGGGAUUCAGACCUCGGGGUCUUCUUUGGUCUGGCCGCUGGAUCCACAGGGCUCCUCUGAGGGCCACCGACCCCAGGCUGAUCUGUCUCUCAGCUGUGGAGCUGGAGGAGGGGGUUACCAACCUCAGAUGCAACCUGGAGCCCCAAGUGAAGACAUGGGCCUCGCUUCUCCAGAGCCUUUCCUAGAGCCACAGGCUGCCAGUGGAGGGGGCUACAAACCCCAGAGCUCCUGGCAUUUUGACUCCCCUGUGGAGGCUGGGGAAAGUACCGGCCUAGCACCCUCUCUUGGAUCCCCCACCUCAGUUGCUUCCACUCAGUUCCUCCUCCCUGAUGGAGAGGAACAUGCAGAGGAAAAACGACAACAGUCCUCAUCGGCGGCAACCUGGUUCACCAACCUGCUGUCAUCCACAAAACCGUGAUAUCAUCUCUCUGUCACUACUAGCAGCCAGGCCAAGGGGGCCAACAUAAAGCUCUCAGAUUCAUUACCGUUAACAGCGUCAUGCAUCAAACAAGCCUUGCCCAUAUGGUCUAGGUAAAUAUGUCCUAUGAUGUAGCACUACAUUCUUACAGCAGCAUUUUGACAGCAUGUUAAUUAUGCUAUUUGAGGUUUUAAUUUCAAACAUCCAUAAAUACAUAUAAGGCAAAUCUCUUCAGAGAAGUUCAUCAUACCUCUUAAUUUCCACCAUAUUUAUUGCACCCCCUGGCAACCUGGUGGCGUUGUGUCCCCUCACUGCCUUUUCUGUGACUCCCUAUUGUGGGCAUUUAGUGAUGGCAUAUCCUGUGUUUCAGCUGAGUAUAUCCCGUUUUUAGCUUGCAUUUCGGAUGGUUUUAUUUUUUGUGAUGUGAACUUUACUACACUACAGAAGAAAACAGAAAGCAGGAUUGUUUCAACACAAAUGACUGCAUGUAAAGAAUAAUGGACAUUUUUGGAAGAACACUACAAAAGAACAGUUUCAAUAGAAGACAUCUACAUAGACAGAAAACUUUCCUCUCAUUAGUACCCAUGUCCUCUGCUGAUGAGCUGCUGAAUGGGAGUGGAGAACAUGCGUUUGGCUGUAAAAGUCAUUUCCAAGGUAGCUCCCAUCCUUUCAGACAUGAUCUAUUUUUCAGAUAUUACUGUCUGCACAGUAAGGUGUUAUUGAAAGAUGCACUUAUGAAUGAGAACAGCCAUUGUUUUACACAGUUACAGGAGUGGUGCUUUCUAUUAUGGUCUGGAAUUGUGUGGGUGAUGAGCCCAGGGGAUAAACACUGAUAUAAGCUAGAACAUAAAUACAAACUGAAUUUAAUGAAUGCACACACUAUUGUGUUACUUUUGAGUGUUUUUGUUGUUGUUUUGUCUUCCUUAGUUUUGUGCAUUUAUUUUUUUCCUUGUUAUGAAACACAUUUCAUAGUCAGGCCAGUGUCCUUGUUUAAUGUAAUGUGUCUGAGCAUCAUCCUCAAGUAGAUGGUUGUUGGAACAAAUUAUGAGAGUGAAUCUGGACGGGUGAUACCAAGGUAGAUUGCCUUGAUAAAUGUAAUACUUCCAGUAAUUUGCACCAUAUCACAUUUCACAUACUGCCUUGCUCCUAAAUGUUAUGUAUAAUGAAAAAUAAUAUCUUACAGUAAUGUAGUUCAGAACUGAUCAGCAUUGUAUUGGACCUACAGACUCUACUGGCAAUGAGUGUAAUGUACACUGGAUGUCAGUUUUAAUCAGUUUUAGUAAAUGCUGAAAUUUCUAAAUUUUGGCUACGUAAUGAUUGUCAUAGUGGUCCUCUUACCCUUCUCAGUAUAUUUCAGAGUAUAUAUAUGUGGAUAUAAAGAAUUAUUUUUCUUUCGUCGCUUUAUUUUAAAGCCGUGUGAGAUGGCCGAUAAUGCAUUUGAUGUUAAUUUGCUGUGCUUGGAAACUUGUUUAUUUUUUGGGAAAUCUAAGUGUACAAUACAUUUAAAAUAUUUUUUUAAUGCGACUACUUCUCUUUUCAUUGCAAAUGCUUCCUGAAGCCUCCUUGGAAAUUUUCUGAUUGAAAAAGGGGACCAAAGGGAAAGCAUACAUUAGGAAAUUAUCUAGAAUUUGUAUAAGUGUUAUCAUUUAGCUUUUGUUGACAAAAAUGUAGAGAAAUGACCUUGUCAAUAUUGAUAGCACUUUGCCAUCUCCAUAAUGGUGUCAAACACAGGCCACUACUUGCCCAAGUACAGUCAGCAUACUCGAUUUGCUCCUCACUCAUGUGUUCAGAGUGGGCGGAUACACCAUUGCUUAGGCUUCGCAAAAGCAUCAUCAUGCAGAUAUGAUCCAGGAUGUUUAUUUCUUCAUAUACAGCCCAGGCCCUGGCUUGCCUGUGUGGCAGCCUGUGGUCUUGCUGUUUCUUAGUGCCUCCAGCCAACAAGCUUUAAGUAAAACUACUGUGACAUGAAUGAUGACUUAGAUUAACUAUAAUCGAUGGCUUCAUUGAUGAACUGACAACAGGCAGGCAGUCCUCUUUGACUACUGAGAAAAAUGUAUCCCUUCUUUCUCUUUGUCUUGUAACGCUCAUCUGAAUUUUAACUGGAUUACUGGGGGAAAAAAUGGUUGAAAGGAUUUGUCAAAAGCUACAGUUUGAACCAGUCAAACUGAGGAUAGGGUGAAGCAGCCAGGUGAAUUGUGUGAGGCCAGUGAUCACUUCAAGGCGAUGGUGAAGGUUGGAUAUGGUUUGGAGUAUUUAGACAUGGCUGCAGAUUGUUUUCCUUUGAAGCCAGCUUCCUCAAACAAGCAGGGCUUUGCAGACUACCCAGGUGAAAAAAUAUUAUACUUAUACUAUACUUUAAAAAAAUGUACUAUGUACACUUUGUGAUAUUUUUAUUGCCUUCAAGUAUAUUAAAGUGUACUCCAGUAGUCCUUGAGUACCACUUGAGUAAUACUUGAGUAUACUUGCUAAAUUGGCACAACAUUUACACCAGUGAAAAUUAUCACCACAAUGUGAAAUUUGAGUACUCUUUCAUUAAGCAUGCUAAUAGUGUAUUACAGAUGACUUGAAAGUCAGUAUACUAUUCAUAAGUAUACUUUACAACUAUUAAAAGUAUUUGCAAUUUAGUAUACUUUUUAAAAGUACACUUAAGAGAAAUUUAUAAUACACUUGCAAUAAAAUACACUUUUAAUUUUUUUAAGUACUUUCAAAUACCACUUUAAGUUUUGCAGAAUUAGUAAAUUAAUUUUUAAUACAUUGAAGUAGAAUGUAAUUACAUCUAUUUAGAAGUGCACUUUUUAAAGUAUGUUGCAGACAUACUUUAAGCAAAAUUGUGUCAUGACUUUUCUGUACUGAAAUUAUAUUUCUAAUACAGUGAAGUAUACUACUUUUUGACCUGGGUAACCUAUGAACGCUAUGUGUUACAUGCUUUUAUGUUGAUUUGGAUCAACAAAAUGGCACCUUUUUAUUUUCUUCUAAAUCUUUGUUUUUAUACAACUAACUGUACAUAGUUUGAAUUUUCUUUUGUUUCCUUGUUACGAAACAGUAAUCUUAUGUUGUUUUACAUUGGAAAUGAUAUUCCCUAUACUACGGGCAGAGUUAAUGUUGACUAACCAGCUUUCCUGAGAAAAUAAAGGAGAAUAUUUGUGUUGAUGACGCCGGAUUUAAGAGUCCUAUGAAAUGUAGAGGCAUCAUAUUGUAUAUUUGUUGUGUGCUUAAACACAUGGAAUAAUUUUUAAAUGUGUCUGAAAAACCAUGUAAACUGAAUUAGAAUUGUGAUCCUGUCUUCUUAAAAUAGUUUAGCCUGCUUUGCAUUCCUAUCUUAUCACAGCAGUGUCUCUUUGCCAGGCAUGUUGUAAAUAGGGCCAGAAUACUCACCAUGCAGUUGUAUGGCAACUGCUGAUAUGCAGUUUUCCAUUCAGUCAUUACAUUUUCCAUUGUCCAUCCAGAAGUUUAAUUGGAGUCUGUAUUUACUGUUUACAACAUUACAAUUUUGUGGUUUAUACAGCAGGGUGGUACACUUGCUGCCUUACACAUCUUCCUCUCUGGCCCUAGAUAUUUUUGUGAAAUCAGUGCAUGCUGUAUAAUCUAUUACUACAAAACAGUGGCUCGUAAAUCCUUUAAACUCCACGUUUUUUACCCUCUGGCUUUAAAACACUAACACUGACUAAUAAUGUGCAUGACAACAGGACUGACAUAUUGUGCACCUGAAAAAACAUUCAUUCAUUUUUGAAAAUGCUUUAAGUUUCACGAUAUUUUGCAGAAUAUUUUACUAUUGAUUGAAUAAAGAGACAGUGAAGUGCUUCUGAGUGAAUAAAUGUAAACACUAAUAACAAACUGAAAUGCUACUUGUUUAAAGGCAAUAAAGUUAUUUGUCUGGUCA
Molecule: messenger RNA, 7048 nt
Organism: Chelmon rostratus (copperband butterflyfish)
Lineage: Eukaryota; Metazoa; Chordata; Actinopteri; Chaetodontiformes; Chaetodontidae
Gene: lifra
Product: LIF receptor subunit alpha a
Exons: 18
Coding region: 220-3168 (982 amino acids)
Biological process (GO): cytokine-mediated signaling pathway
Cellular component (GO): external side of plasma membrane; signaling receptor complex
Molecular function (GO): cytokine receptor activity; cytokine binding
Source: RefSeq, a predicted model, not a curated record